GGUUUGUCAGAUUCCUGCCUGAGGAGGGCAGAAGCCAGAGAUGAUUUAAGUCCUCAGAGUCCUCACAGGAGGCAGACAUCCAUGGUGAGCUCGGCACAGUUUUCCUGUGUGCAGGCCACGCGAGCCCGGCUGCCCUGACCAGAGGACAGGUGUGGGCAGAAGGUGUUUCCUGUGCCGGGGGCUCCACCGACCACACGUUCAGCUCUUCUAGGAGAAAAGUAGGAGCGGAACCCCCGCACCAGAAUUCUGUUUGCAACAAGGAGCUGACAACUUGAUUUGGAAACAGAAGCAUUUGGAAAAAUUUUGUUUUCGCUUGUAAACUCUGCAUGGGAUGACAAACAUGACCAAGGCCAUCUUUCCCCCAUGAACAGCAAUGCAGCCGUCUUUUCCAGAACUGUGGAAUGAAUUCAGUUCAUGAACCGAGUGCCCUCGACUGCUCACAGCCAUGGGCCAGAUCUUCUCCUCCACAUCUUCCAAUACACAGAAUGGUGAUUUAGCCUCCAGUUUUGAUGAGUAUUUCAAAAAUUUCAAGAUGGAAAGUAAAAUCCUCUCAGAGGAAAUUCACACUUUGAUUGAAUACCACCUGAGGCGGGGAGAUGUUCAGAAAGCAGUUUCUGUGAUCAGUGCUGCACUGAAAGACAUAGAGAAUGCUCCGCUGAGCAUCGCGGUGACAGGGGAGAGUGGAACAGGAAAAUCCAGUCUGAUAAAUGCCCUGCGGGGCGUGGGGCAUGAAGAAGAAGGUGCAGCUGCCACUGGGCCAACGGAGACCACCAUGGUCAGAACUGAAUACAAACACCCAGUGUUUCCCAGUGUGUCCAUAUGGGACCUGCCUGGCCUUGGGUCCACCACCUUCCCUCCCAAAACAUAUCUGGAGGAAGUAAAGUUUGCUGAGUAUGACUUUUUCCUGGUCGUUUCUGCCACACGCUUCAAAGAUAAUGAUGCAAAAUUAGCCCAAGCCAUUGCAAAAAUGAAUAAGAAAUUCUAUUUUGUUCGAACAAAAAUCGAUAAUGAAUUAAACAGUGAGCAAAGAACUAAACCUACAACCUUUAAUAAGGAAGACGUCCUGCAAAAAAUGCACAAAGACUGUCUGACACAGUUGCAGAGGGCUAAUGUGACUGCUGUUCAAGUCUUCUUAGUUUCCAGCCUUGAUAGGUCUGACUACGACUUCCCUGAGUUGGAGAAUACCCUUCUGAGGGACCUGCCAGCUCACAAGCGUCACAUCUUCAUGCUGUGCCUGCCCAGCGUUACGGAAGCUGCCAUUGAUCAGAAGCGAGAUUCCCUGAAGCAGAAGGUCUGGCUGGAGGCCCUGAAGGCUGGAGUAUGGGCAGCCAUCCCUCUCAUGGGCCUCUUCAGUGACAAUGAUAUUGGGAAGCUGCAGGAGACCUUAACCCGCUACAGGUCUUACUUUGGGCUGGAUGACGCAUCACUAGAACAGAUGGCCAGGGAGCUGCAUGUGUCUGUGGAGCACCUGAAGGCAAACCUUCAGUCUCCUCACUUGCUGUCAGCGGAGACCAAGGAAUCCUUAUGGGAAAUGUUGAAACAGUACAUUGAGAAGGUUCUUUCAGUCAUGAUAGGACCCAUCGGUCUUGGCCUUUACUUUACAAAGACCUUUUACUUGCAUUAUUAUUUCCUUGAGACUGUGGCAAGUGAUGCGAAAGCUCUCCUUAAGAAAGAAGAUCUCUUUGGUGACUCUGUGGGCUCUGAGGAGGGCUACAGCAAAUAGGGAAAGUGAGGGCCGACAAUUUUGUAACUUUGCCUUGAAAGAAGCCAGUGUCUUAGAAAUCAUAUGAGAACAGAGUGUCAUGAACUUUGUUAACAGGACACAGUUGUCAGUUUUAUCUGUACCACAACAAGGAGUUACUGCUAUGGAGGAGAGGGGGAUGUGGGUGAAACGGCCCAAGCCUGGCCCAAGGUUUGUGGUUCGAUCCCCCCGUGUGGAUGAGGCGGGGCUUUCUUUUCGGGAGGUGGCUGAACCUGGAAUGGGUGAUGCUGGGAUUCAGGAGUGUGAUUACUAAACCACUACAUGUGAGUGAUUAGUUUGGCACCACCCUAAUCCUGGGAGUCUGGAUGGGGUAAAAGAGGCAGGAAGACGCUGGUAAGAUCUCUCGUUGCUUUUCCUGUCUUCUGCCGCCAUGAGCUGUUGCCCCUCUGCCGCCCUGCUUAGAGCCAGCCGAUUAUGGACUGAAACCUCUAUGGACUGUGAGCCAA
This is a messenger RNA of Heterocephalus glaber (naked mole-rat), 2208 nucleotides long. Its product is annotated as interferon-gamma-inducible GTPase 10-like. Gene Ontology annotation, cellular component: endoplasmic reticulum membrane. Lineage: Eukaryota; Metazoa; Chordata; Mammalia; Rodentia; Bathyergidae. Gene Ontology annotation, biological process: cellular response to interferon-beta; innate immune response; autophagosome assembly. The record is from RefSeq and is a predicted model, not a curated record. Gene Ontology annotation, molecular function: GTP binding; GTPase activity.